AUGGCCUACCCGCCUUUCAUGGUCAAAUCAGCUGAGAUCGAAAGCUGCUGGGAGCAGCUGCGCAAGUUACUACAGCACGAGUACGAACAAACUGCGCUCGAUCAGUGCCAACAAUCCGUCAGUCUUCAUAAAGGCCUUCAGGAUAUGCUUCGUCUCACCACCGACGUGGAUGGUUUCCCGCCCCCUAGUAUCGAUUGUAUCAAAUCAAAUCUGGGCGUUGAGCGCGAUUUCAGCAAGGAUAUCGAGGAAGCCACAGAAGCAUACAAUGUCGCUGUCUGCCGCACUAUUGGACCUGCCAUGUACGGAAAGUUACCACGGGAAUUGCGCGACAUGAUCUACGAGUAUUUGACUACGAGCACACUGCAUCUGACUCCUAUCGCUGCAUACUUUGCCUCGGAGGAUUCCGACAAAGACGACCUUUGCCCAGAGCGCUACUGGCGAGCCGGUGUCAUCGGUCCUGAAGUAGUGCAUGAGCUCAGAGAAUCUUGGUACCGGAACACCACGUUCCAUGUAGAUGGCGAUCAGUCCAUCAAGACGCUACUCGACAGAGAUCGUUUUGAUGCAGGAUUGCAACCCCGCGAGCUCAUCAACAAAGUCACACGUCAAAUCGGGGUCGUGACAGGGACGACAGAAGAAGGAAACAUGCAGACCGUGCUACAUCUCUACGAACUGUUUCUAUUGAGAACGCUGACACAACUACAAGUCAAUGUAUACAUGUCCCAUGUCAGGACUGGGGAAAGGGACAAGAUGUUCAGGUCAAUUCUGCGGCUCAUACGUUCAACAAUCAUACGUCUGAGAGAAUCAGGAUAUCAGUGUACAGUCACAUUGGACGAACGAUGUUCGGACUGUGUUGAUCCAGAGACUAUCACGGAGUGGGACGACGACAUUGCAGCGGAGAUUGAUAGGCGGACAACCCCGCGCUGA
Molecule: messenger RNA, 924 nt
Organism: Alternaria ventricosa
Lineage: Eukaryota; Fungi; Ascomycota; Dothideomycetes; Pleosporales; Pleosporaceae
Exons: 2
Coding region: 1-924 (307 amino acids)
Source: RefSeq, a predicted model, not a curated record